AUGCCUCCUAAGAGAGCCAACUCUGCCUCCACUGUUGCUGCCCCAGCCAGAAAGCUUUCCCGCUGGGUCAAAUCCAGUCAAGGCUCAGCAGGAGUUGUUCAGCAGACGCAGCCUCAAGAGGUCUCGGCCGAGGUCUUACCUCAAGCUCUUGUGGAGCAGAUCGUCAGUAGGGUGUCUGAUGAGGUUACAAGACGGCUCUCAUCAACAGGUGGAGACCACAAUGCUAAUGAUCACCACAUUCCUGACCAGAUUUCUGACGUGCCGGUUACUCGCGAUGCAGCUGGAGCUGACCAGAUAUCAGAGGUGCCUGCGGUUGGAAUUCCUGCAGAUAGUCCUGGUCAAUCAGUGAUACACGGAACUGUUAGCCAAUUUCAGGAGAGGCUGUCAGGUGAUUUACCAACCAUAACCCCUCCAUUGCCUAGCACCCUGUUUACUUCACCAAGUCUACCCAUUGAUGCUCGUGUAUCUGCUAAGCUACGAGCAAAGAUUCUGAAAAAUGAGUUUAUUGACCUUGGGGCUUUGGCCACCAACCCUACUUUAGAAAGCAAAUAUCAAGUUGUUUUACAUAAUGAAGGUGGCACUCAGCCUCCGUCACUAGCCUUAGAACCGGUCACUAAGACCAGAAAGCUUUUGACCAUCUCGUCAUGGACGAGUAACUUUAUGGUAUUUGUCGGGGUAUAUACUCGCCAAUUUCCUUCAGAGGCUCCCGCUCUCAUGAAGUAUGGGGAGAUUGUGCAGGAUUUGGCUGCGCGGGGACACGAUUGGCAUUAUUACGAUGAGAAUUUUCGUUAUUUACGGCAAAAUCAGCCAUCAGCUUUUCCUUGGGGAGUCAUCCAUUGGGAAUUGUGGAUGCGAUCACAGCAACCCGUUAGUAAGAAACAAUCUCUUCCUGGGAACUCCUUUCGGUCACGCCUUUCGGAGUCCAGCAUUGUCCCUAAAGGUUACUGCUUUAAAUUUCACAAGAAGGCUCAGUGUGCUGGAUGUUCCUUUAAGCAUUCCUGCCCUAGGUGUGAGGGUGCUCAUCGAAUGAGUAUUUGUACUUUUCGUUCCCAAUCAAAGCAAUCACCAAGAACAACUACCAAUGCCAAAUCCGCAGGAGCCAAAUCCUCACUUCCCAACUCCAGUAAAGUUUAG
Molecule: messenger RNA, 1134 nt
Organism: Porites lobata
Lineage: Eukaryota; Metazoa; Cnidaria; Anthozoa; Scleractinia; Poritidae
Source: the annotation of a GenBank genome assembly